This is a messenger RNA of Apus apus (common swift), 4137 nucleotides long. RefSeq names its product PPARGC1 and ESRR induced regulator, muscle 1 (gene PERM1). Gene Ontology annotation, biological process: response to muscle activity; regulation of DNA-templated transcription. The record is from RefSeq and is a predicted model, not a curated record. Lineage: Eukaryota; Metazoa; Chordata; Aves; Apodiformes; Apodidae. Gene Ontology annotation, cellular component: cytoplasm; nucleus. The transcript has 4 exons. Bases 127 to 2553 code for a protein of 808 amino acids.
GAAUGGAUCUGUGCUGGAGCCGAGCUCUCUGCCCCCGUCAAGGGUACAGCAUCAUGUUGUGCUGGGAGGACUUUCCUGCGUGGCUCUUUGAAUGGCUCCAUCACCCGCUGAGGUUGUGGCACAGGCAUGGAUAACUUCGAGUACAGCAUCCAGCUGAACGACAGGGAGUGGGCUGAGUUCCUCUCGGCGUCGGAGGAAUGCGCCCUAGCGCCGGCCGCCCUGGCCACGGCGGAGGAGCAGUGUCUCAGUGACAUUGAACAAGGGGACGGCGUCCCGGGGAGGGACUGCACCGCCGGGCAGCUCGCAGAGAGGGUGGGCAACAAGCCAGGGCCAGGCUGGGGACACUCUGCCCCACGUGGGGUGGCCACAGACACCUCCCUGCGCUGGCCCGGCGGCGGCCACCUCUCCCCGCCGGAGCUGCUCUCGGGCAGCGAGGACGAAACGGACCUGGGCUCGGUGGGCAGGUUCUUGUGUGACGGCGACAAGCCCGGCUGCCCUGCCUUGUCUCCGAUGCCCAGCGCCCAGAGGAGGCAGCCCUCCUGUCCCCCCGCGGCCGCCCGGGCCGGCCCGGCGGGCACAGCCCCGGGCAGCGCCGGGCAGGACGCGCCAUGUGAAGCAGCAGCGGCCGCGGAGCCGGGAGCAGCCGGCGGCAGCCAGGCCAUGGAGCCUCCCAGCUGCACGGAUGGAAAAAGAACCCCUGAACGUGGAAAGGAUGCGGGAGAGGAGCAGCCCCGCGGCAGCCCGCUGCUCGCACAGCCCCCGGUACCGGGCAGCUCACCGGCACUGGCCAGGAAAAAUCCCAGCAGCGCUUCCCGCCCGGAGCCUGGGAUACAGGGAUCCCCGCGGGACCCAUCCCUGGAGACUGCGGCCAGAGCCCGGGAGGAGGCGAGCGGGGACAGGGCAGGCACCCAGCCGAGCUCCCCGGCGGGCUCCCCGGACGUGGUGAGGCCCAAGGUGCCAGGACAGCCGCGGAAGAGCCGCAAGCAGCGCGGAGCCGCUGCCAGCGAGGCAGCCCCGGGGGACAGGGAGCCCGCGGGGGCUGCGGCACAGGGGGCUGGGGCUCCCGUGAAGGCCCCUUUAAGCUCACCAGCCUCCUCACGGAAGAGCAAAGGGAAGGAGAAGGCAGCCAGGCCAGCUCUUGUGAAGCUGGGGAGCGAGGAGGGAGGGGAGGGCAAACGGCCGGUGCCCGGCCCCGGCACGGAGGAGGGCGAUCCGGCUGUGAGCGCUUCCCCGAAGCAGAAGGUGAAGGAGCUGGGGACACAGCCCCCGGGGAAGGCCACGGCCACCAAGCAAUCAAAGCCAGGGCAGGCUGGUGGCUUGGGCGUAGGUGACACUGUGCCAGUGAUCCCUGCCAAUGGAGCUGUGGCUCCUCUGGGUGAUGCGUGCCAGGAGGUGCUGGGGAAGCCUCUCCAUCCCAAGAGUGUGGUGGCUUCUGGAAGGGAUGGGGCUGGGGGAGCUCAUGGGGAGCCUGCAGCCAAGACCCCUGUGGAGCUGGAUCCUCCAGGCAAGGCAUGCCAGGAGGUGCUGGGGAAGCCUCUCCAUCCCAAGAGUGUGGUGGCUUCUGGAGGGGAUGGGGCUGGGGGAGCUCACUGGGAGCCUGUUGCCAAGACCCCUGUGGAGCUGGACCCUCCAGGCAAGGCAUGCCAGGAGGUGCUGGGGAAGCCUCUCCAUCCCAAGAGUGUGGUGACUUCUGGAAGGGAUGGGGCUGGGGGAGCUCAUGGGGAGCCUGCAGCCAAGACCCCUGUGGAGCUGGGGCCCCCGUGCUGUGCAGCCGAGGCCCCUGCAAGGGCAGACACCCUGGAUGUGACUUGGCCCGAGAUGUACGAGUAUUUGUUCUGUGACUCCCAAGGGGAAGAAGAAGGAAUGGAGGACUCUCUGGAGGGGAACACAACACCCUUGGAAAGGGAAAUAUCCUUGCCUGAACUGUAUGAGUAUUUUUUCAAUGAACCAGAAGGAAACAGGAAAAAAGCCAAGGGUAAAGAUAGGAAGCGAAAGAAGUUCAGCAGCUUGGACCAGGCUUGGCUGGAAAACGAGGAUCCUGACUCGGCUCCCAUCAAAGACUCCCUGGUUAUCUCAGUCCCUGAGGUGUCCAAACACUUCUUUCAGGGUGGGCCUGAGAACAGGGCAGGCUGGAGAGGGAUCUUCCCAAUCGCUCCAGCCUCUGAGGUGAAGAAAGCUGUGGGGGCUUUGAAGUCCCUCCUGCAAAGGCCGAUGCAGCUGGUGAGAGGCCAAGCCCCAGCUGCCCAGGCUCUCGUGCGGAGGGGAUCUGGAGAGAAACUUGCCCUCGUCCCUCUGGCUCCACUGGGAAGAGGCCAGGAGCAACCAGAAGGGUUGGACAUGGCUCUUGCACUGACAGGGACGCCCGAGGUUCCGCUGGCGCUGACCCACAAAGACAUGUGCCUGGUCUUCUGUGCCUUUGCCUCCUGGGCAGUGAAGACCUCCGACCUGCAGGCUCCAGAUGCCUGGAAAACCAUGUUCCUGGCAAGUUUUGGCACCCUCUCUGCCAUCCGCUACUUCAGAAGGCAGGUCAGAGAAGGACACCCCCGGGUCUAGGCUCUGCACACCAGAGGUGCUUCCCAAGGACAUGCCAGGAUGGUGGAGGUGGAGACUGAGGACUUUGUUCUUGGGCAGUGUGAGAAGCCUGGAUCCCAGCACCAAGACUUCUCUGGACCCAUCCCUAAAGAGGACAGAUGUCACAGGGAGCAGGAUCCUUCCAGUGACAGUCACUUGCAAUACGGUAGGCGGUUUGUACCCGUGCUGGACAGAAGAGGAGCCCAGCCUGGGCUCUGGUCUUUCUUUGCACAACUUCUUGCAUAUUUGUGCCAUCUCCUAGGAGUAGUCACAGUGUCUGUUCCAGGGCGCUGCUUGUCCGUCCUCCCUGCUGCAGCCACCUGGUGGCAAAGGAGGACAUGGAGGGAGGGGAGAGCAAAAAGAAACCAGGAAAGGGCUUCGUUCCCAUGAAAAGGUUGGGGUGCCUGUGAAGGACAAGAGGAGAAAGCUUUGGGGAAGAGCUGUCUCUGUCCAAACAUGGUCCUUUGCUAAGCAUGUGCUGGCUGCGUGCAGCUGGCUGGGCAGGAGGAUGGAGAGGCCACUCACUUGGCAAGGCCCAGGUCUCCUGUGACUGGUUUGGCUCACUGCAGGAGGACUCAUCCUCUUGGAUUUCACUCCAAGAAGUCACAGCUUGGCCUAACGGUUCAGGAGGCUGAGAUAGGGUUUCCUGGUGCAUGUGGUGGCCUCAGCCCUGCUGAGCCAGAGCUGUGGAUGUGGUGUUUGUCCCAGAGGGUGAAGAGCACCCACCGCAAGGACACGUCUCCCAUGGGCAGGGGUCAAGCAGCCAGAGCCAGGGAAAGGGGCAGCUGGGGAGGGUGCUGUGGGAUGGAAAGGGGCUGCAGGGGCAGCAGGAAGUGGGGCUGAGCUCUGGGAAGCCUCAGGAAAGAGCCCUGAUGAGAACAGGAGAGCGUUGGAGAGGAGGAUGUACGUGUUUGGCUCUAAGAAUCAUCAGAUGAAGGGUCUAGAGAGAUAGACCAGGCUGGGAGGAGAUGGGGAGUGAGGAGCUGCCAUGGCUGAGUGUGCAGCCUUGUGGGGCUGGGGAGGGUGGAGGGACCCAGGAUGGAAGGUGGGGUGAAAAAUGAAAAGUAAGUGGUUCAGGUUCUUCACUGUCUCUAGUGCCUUCCUGAUCACUCAAGGGCAUUAUUCAUGAGGGGUUUUCUUCACUCCCAAGUCUGAUAACAGCAUGAAUGUCAGGUUUGUUAAGCACUUAGGGACCAGAUCCACAAGGGUACUGGGGGAAAUCUGCCCAGAAGACCUGUGUGGAUCUGCCUGUGAGCUUUACAGGAACAGUCUGUGGCAACGUUUGUCUUAGGAAACGAGGGAGAAGAGGUUUAGCUCCUUCCUUGUGCUGCAGAGUGCCAUGCAACUUUAAUGUGUGGGAGGUUGUACUUAAGACCAUCUAUUAUUGCUGAUAAGAGAGCAAACUACCGUUGUACAGUGAGAUACGUGGCAGUGAAUAGCAAGAAAGAGGGAUGUUCAGGGUCUCUUUGGACUGUAGUAGCUGGAUGUCCAGUAAGAGGAGUUUUGUGGAGGAGGAGAACACAUAACAUAUGCUGGAAGCUUCUAAUAAACAUCUAUCUCAUGUAA